Molecule: messenger RNA, 369 nt
Organism: Knipowitschia caucasica
Lineage: Eukaryota; Metazoa; Chordata; Actinopteri; Gobiiformes; Gobiidae
Source: the annotation of a GenBank genome assembly
AUGCAGUUCAGAGUGUUUCUCAUGAGUUCGUGCUGUUCUUCUGCACUCUGGCCCCGCCCUCCAGCCCUGGCCCCGCCCUCCAGCUCGAGCCCCGCCCCUGUGGCUCUCCUCUUUGAUGCGCUCCGUGCUUCUGUCUGCAGUCUGUCAGAGGCUGUGUCUGUGGCUCGGUCCAGGCUCGGUCCCGUCACAGCCGCUCUCCGCCGCUCUCCGCCGCUCUCCGCCGCUCUCCGCCGCUCUCCGGAGACAUGCCGCUCUUCCAAACACACUGGGAUUAUUGCUCCAGCUUGUUCUGCAGGUGAGAGCUCUGAGCCUCAUGCAGGGAACGGGAUUCUUUUAUGUGUUUUCAAACCAGAUAAAUGCACUGAGUAG